CUGACUUCAGUGAGCUGCACAUAUGAAGUGAGCAGAAAAGAAAACUCACAGGCCAGUUAGCUUGAGGUCAUCUGCUGUCCACCUGCAUAACGUCUGCCAUCGGAGGGAAGGGUACAAAGAUGAGGGCCGUGGUGUUUGCUUUGUGUCUUACAACAGCGUGUGCUUUGUCAGUGUUUCACCAUCCUUACUUCAACUCUCCGUCUGACUGCAUUGAAGACAGUGGGAUGUUUUACCAGAACCAGGUCUUCCAGAAUGGCUUCUACAUUUACAAGUUUGUCCACGUGUACCCGCCUGGCCGUUACUUCAUAACCAAGGGACACGAUUCUGACCAAGAGGCGGAGACCUCCAUGACCGAGAACGUCUCCGAAGGAAAGGAAGAAGAACAAAGCUCCGAGACCGCAAGUGGGGACUUUGAAAACACUUCAUCAAAGUGAACGUCAGGAACGAUGAAAAGGGCGCCGUGUGAACGUAAUAAACUUGUUCUCCUCCAAAACAGGA
Polypterus senegalus (gray bichir) is the source of this 498-nucleotide messenger RNA. RefSeq lists its product as uncharacterized. NCBI's taxonomy places the organism in Eukaryota, Metazoa, Chordata, Cladistia, Polypteriformes, Polypteridae. The record is from RefSeq and is a predicted model, not a curated record. Bases 120 to 434 code for a protein of 104 amino acids. The transcript has 5 exons.